Molecule: messenger RNA, 1381 nt
Organism: Dryobates pubescens (Downy woodpecker)
Lineage: Eukaryota; Metazoa; Chordata; Aves; Piciformes; Picidae
Gene: PBLD
Product: phenazine biosynthesis like protein domain containing
Exons: 9
Coding region: 19-891 (290 amino acids)
Biological process (GO): biosynthetic process
Cellular component (GO): cytoplasm
Molecular function (GO): isomerase activity
Source: RefSeq, a predicted model, not a curated record
AAGACUAAAUAGGCGCAAAUGACCAUGGACAUUCCAGUUUUUACGGUCGAUGCAUUUACAAACCGGCCAUUUGCUGGAAAUCCUGCUGCAGUCUGUCUGCUUGAAAAUGACUUGGAUGAAGAAUUGCACCAAAAAAUUGCGACAGAAAUGAACCUCUCAGAAACUGCUUUCAUUAGAAAACUGCAGCCUGGAGAUGACUUCACCAAAAGUUCCUGCUUUGGACUCAGAUGGUUCACUCCAGCCAAUGAAAUUCCUCUCUGCGGUCAUGCUACACUUGCAUCAGCUGCUGUGUUGUUUCACAUACAGAAAAACACAAAUUCAGUUCUGACAUUUAUGACGAUGAGUGGAGAAUUAAAAGCCAGGCAAGUGGGAGAUCAUAUUGUCCUGGAUUUACCACUUUACUUAGCCUAUCCACAGGUGCUUCAGGAAGUAGAAGCCUUAAUAAAGGUAGCUGUUGCUGACAUGGUAGUUCAAGAUGUCCGUUACUCUCCUGAUACAAAGAACCUCUUAGUUCGCCUCAGUGAUACUUACGAAAGGUCUGUGUUGGAAGAACUGCAAGUGAGUGCACAACAUUUUUUGUCAGCUGAAAAGACAGGAAAGGUGAAAGGGCUUAUACUCACUCUUAAGGGAAAAUCCAGUGGAAAACAGAAAGGCCAUGAUUUUUACUCCAGAUAUUUUGCACCUUGGUAUGGAGUGCUGGAAGACCCUGUUACAGGAUCUGCCCAUGCUGUUUUAAGCAGCUACUGGUCAGAGCAGCUGGGGAAGAAGGAAAUGCUUGCUUUUCAAUGUUCUCGCCGUGGAGGAGAAUUGAAGAUUUCCCUGCGUAAUGAUGGAAGAGUUGACAUUGCGGGGCAAACUGCUGUUGUAUUAAAAGGAAACCUGACUUUCUGAAGGAAUUGACACUAAUCUCUCACACCUUCAAAUUAUUCAUAUUAUGCUGCUUAUAUCUUGGCUGUAGACAGUGAAUCACCACUGUCCUCAGAAGUCUUUGACUUACUAUCCCUUUGAGAAAAUUGCUUGAAAUUGUUCACUUCUAAUCAUCAAGAUCCUUGGUAUUGUUUUCAUCACACUCAUCUUGCUGCUUCAUAGACCUUAGAAAAUGUCUGGGGACAUCUGUCUUGUUUUCCUGCUUUUAAAUGAUUUAUUUCCAAGUUCCAUGUUAAAAGCUAUUCUUGAUUCCCAGGCUCAACUGUAAACUUUUUGAUUGAUAAACUUUUUCCCAUGCUCAGUCAUUUGAUAUGGAAUCUCACUACAGUAAUUUAAAAAUAUGUAUCUUUUCUCUGCCUUAUAUUGAAAUGCUGCUCAUAUGUUCAUUAAUUUACUUGAAUGACAAUGUAAAAAAAAUAUAAAAGGAUUAGAAAUGUGUUUUAUGGUUCUCUUG